This is a messenger RNA of Phyllostomus hastatus (greater spear-nosed bat), 4483 nucleotides long. It is a transcript of the gene PRKACB, whose product is annotated as protein kinase cAMP-activated catalytic subunit beta. Gene Ontology annotation, molecular function: cAMP-dependent protein kinase activity; ATP binding. Gene Ontology annotation, biological process: peptidyl-serine phosphorylation. The coding region runs from base 260 to 1315 and encodes 351 amino acids. Gene Ontology annotation, cellular component: cAMP-dependent protein kinase complex; nucleus. NCBI's taxonomy places the organism in Eukaryota, Metazoa, Chordata, Mammalia, Chiroptera, Phyllostomidae. The record is from RefSeq and is a predicted model, not a curated record. The transcript has 10 exons.
GGGAGUGUCUGCUUGCGGCCACCGGUCGGUCCUUUGGCUGCUACCGCCGCUAUCUGUGCCGCCGCCCGGGCUGGGGAGUUCGGGGAAGCUCUGCGCUCAGAACCAGCCCAGUGUUCCCGCUGGUACUCAGGGUAUCAGCUCCUGGAGGACUCACCACCCUGACCUGUGCUGAAGCGGGAGUUGCUUCUGCCUGUGGAGCGGCGGGGACCGCCCCAGCCCCCAUUCCCCUUCCUGACCCCUUCUUUCUACUGCCCCAAUCAUGGGGAACGCGGCAACCGCCAAGAAAGGCAACGAGGUGGAGAGCGUGAAAGAGUUUCUAGCCAAAGCCAAAGAAGACUUCUUAAGAAAAUGGGAAAAUCCUGCUCAGAAUAAUGCUGGCCUGGAAGAUUUUGAAAGGAAAAAAACCCUUGGAACGGGUUCAUUUGGAAGAGUCAUGUUGGUGAAACAUAAAGCCACUGAACAGUAUUAUGCCAUGAAGAUCUUAGAUAAGCAGAAGGUUGUUAAACUGAAGCAAAUAGAGCAUACUUUGAAUGAGAAAAGAAUAUUACAGGCAGUGAAUUUUCCUUUUCUUGUUCGACUGGAGUAUUCUUUUAAGGAUAAUUCUAACUUAUAUAUGGUUAUGGAAUAUGUCCCUGGGGGUGAAAUGUUUUCACAUCUAAGAAGAAUUGGAAGGUUCAGCGAACCCCAUGCACGGUUCUAUGCAGCUCAGAUAGUGCUAACAUUCGAGUAUCUCCAUUCACUAGACCUCAUCUACAGAGAUCUGAAACCUGAGAAUCUCCUAAUUGACCACCAAGGUUAUAUCCAGGUCACAGACUUUGGGUUUGCCAAAAGAGUAAAAGGCAGGACUUGGACAUUAUGUGGCACUCCAGAAUAUUUGGCUCCAGAAAUAAUCCUCAGCAAGGGCUACAAUAAGGCAGUGGAUUGGUGGGCAUUGGGAGUGUUAAUCUAUGAAAUGGCAGCUGGCUACCCCCCGUUCUUUGCAGACCAACCAAUUCAGAUUUAUGAAAAGAUUGUUUCAGGAAAGGUCCGAUUCCCAUCACACUUCAGUUCAGAUCUGAAGGACCUUCUCAGGAACUUGCUGCAGGUGGAUCUGACGAAGCGGUUUGGAAAUCUAAAGAAUGGUGUGAGUGAUAUAAAAACUCACAAGUGGUUUGCCACAACCGAUUGGAUUGCUAUUUACCAGAGGAAGGUUGAAGCUCCAUUCAUACCAAAGUUCAGAGGUUCUGGAGAUACCAGCAACUUUGAUGACUAUGAAGAAGAAGAUAUCCGUGUCUCUAUAACAGAAAAAUGUGCAAAAGAAUUUUGUGAAUUUUAAAUAUGAACAACAAGAUGACAUCAGAACUCACGCUCAGUCUUUGCACUCUGUUGAGAGAGAGGGUGGAGCUGAGACGGUCCUUGUUGAAGCAGUUACCUAGUUCCUUCAUCACAGCGACUGAGUGAGGUCUUGAUUGCCAUCAUCUGUGUGCACUCUGCGUCCACCUGUGUCACAAGACACCGCUAAGCGAGCAUUGUCUGUGCCAUCACACAGAACUAGGCACUCUCCUGCUUCUCUUUGGUUCGCCUUUCUCCUCUCCACCUGCAUCCUUUUUCUUCCUUUUUCAUUCAUUAGUCUUUCUCCAAACAGUGCUCCAUUUUAUUUUGUUGGUGUUUGAAAAGGGCAGUGUUAUGGCUAUGUGAUAUUUGAAGGGAAGGAAAGUGUUCCUUCUAGUAGUUCUUGCCAAUAUUUGUGUUGGUCUGUGGCUCAAAGGUAGAAUUUCUAAUAAUUAUUCUUACUUUGAGUAGUUCAGACUCAGUUUUGCCAGAACUCUUUGACAGUUUUUGAAGAUAGAAUGUUUUAUUGUCAAGGAAAUAUAUACAAAUUUAAAAAAUAACUUUCUCAAAACUCACUGUUCUGGCAGUAAAUUUGGGUGGACUAAUAUAAAGUAGCUAGAGACAACAACAUAGGUUCCUGUAGAUCAAAGAUUCUAUUUCCCUCACCUCUUUUUAUAUCCUCCUCCCCUCAAAUAAUUAAGUGACCCGCCUGUGCAUUGCGACAAGGGCAUCUCAUUUACAGGAAAAACUAAUGAUAUGGGUUGUGAUCACCUAGACUCUGUCCCUUGGUGUCCAUAUUUCUGUAGGUAUUAGAGAAGAGUUCUCAGAUUCCUAAAUCUUGACUCUUCCAUAAGGGUUUUAGCCAGUAUUUUAAUAAAACAUGACUAAUGAAGUGACAAAAUUUUAAGUUUCUCAAAUAAGUCCUCAUUGUAAACUUUUUAAAGGGAAAGAAACUAAAUGUGGACAAAUACUUUGCUAAACCAAACAAAUGGCUUAAUGCUUGUGAACAAUAUAGACACACUUAUUUAAAUAAGGGUAUUCGUUUGUUUUUGCUCUGUUGUGUUUUGUCACAGUUGAGAACAAAGGAAGUUCUGGACAGAUUAUUAUUCCAGUGUACUAUACUGUGUGUCAGCCUGAGUGGAGGCGACCUUGGCUUCUAUCCUGUGCCUCGUCAGUGAGGAAAGGGGCAAACUUUAUACAACUGCCACAACUGCAUUUUCAUUUGAGGUGUGAUAUUUCCAGAUAUGUAAUAAUUUCCAGCCUCUCUUCUCUCAGUAAACAGAAUGUGUGAUCAUUGGAGUUUAAUUUUUUAUAUGUUCUUUUGCCAACUGACUUAAUAAUGUUCUGGUCAUGUGGAAAUUUCAAGCACUUUUGCACAUUUAGUUUAGUUUUUGUUGAGAAUUCAUGGCUUAACUUGGUUUUUUGAAAUAUUUUUAUCUUUGCUUUUAAAUCUUCCCAUCUGGUUUUCUCUCUGUGAGUCAGUGACCUAUCUUAAAAGAACACACCAAAAUAGUUGAAAAUAAACUGGCUCAUUUUUUAUGAUCAAUUUACAUGCACAUAGGAUGUAGUUUUUAAUCAUACUGAUCUUAAUGUGUACAAGUAUUUCAUCUGCUUCAUUAUCGGUGCGGGCAGGGCACUGACGCUCUUCUUUUUGUCUCCACUGCACCCUUGUGAACCCUUUGAAGACACUGAAACAGCCUGUCAGACGUUCUCUGGAUCGAUUGGUACAUCUUUUGGUUGUCAAGUGUUUCUGCAUGGUUAUGUCAUUUACAAGCUGGUAUUGAUUUCAGCUUUUGGUCCACCUAUAUUUAAAAUGUGCAAAAAAAAUGAACUACUUUGCUAUAGCAAGUUUUGAUGUAACAAAAAUAUAUCAUCAUGUUCAUAAACUUACAAAAUAUCAUUUGUAUAAAAUAUUUUAAUUAGUUUUUUUGUAUUUCAUUUAGACCCAAGAACACGCUGAUCAUUGUAUUCUAUAUGUAUGCUACAAAUUCUAUGGGAGCUUUGUUGUAUAUUAUUGUAAAAUUAUUUUAAUAAAUCAUGGGGAUGACAAUUUGAUUAUUACAUUUUAGUUUUUGGUAAUUAAAAAGAUUUCUAUGAAUUCUAAAAAUAUUUUUUUUAAUGAAAUUGCUACUGUGCAGCACAACUUGCUGUAGAAUCUAUCUGGGUAGAUGACGCCUACACAAUACAUUGGUUUUGAGGGCUAUUUAGCCAUUGCAUUUUACUCUGUAUUUAAAGGACAUGAGCAAGCUUUUAAAUAUAUCCAGGGAAUCUAUUUUCAGCCAAUCAAGUACACUGAAUUAGAAUAUCUUAAAAUUGUACAAAGUUUUCAGUUUCUGCCACAAUUUAGCCAAGAACAAUAUAAAAACUUAAAUAGAAAAUAAGUGGCAUGAAUCAGUAUUUAACCUCCAAUUACAUUAUUUGAAACAGAAGAAAUGAUGUUUUUAUUUGGUAAAUAAGAAGAUGGCAGUGUGGAGGAAAGAGCCCUAGACUGAAAGUCCAGACAUCGGAGUUUCAGGCCGGCCUGUCACUACCUGCAGGACCUCGGCUGCAGGCCUCUCGGCUGUAACAUGGAAAAGUUCCAUCAGGCAGUUUCUAAAGUCCCUUCUAAUGUUCACAUGUGAUAAGAUUCUUUUUAUACCAUUCUGAAGGGAUAACAUGUUUGAAGUAAAUCUUGUUAAGAUGAUCUUUUAGGGCAUCUCUCUUUCUUCCAGUGUUCAUAAAAUUCUUUGAAUAUCAUGAAAAGCUCAUGUCUGUUUAGAUUCCCUCCUCUUUCACUGAUGCUCAAUAUCCAGUUAAUAUCAAACUGUCAACCUACCAAAAAAAGAUAUUGUGGCUUGUGGGUGUUGCUCUCAUGUUUUUGAUAUGUUCUUGUACUGACUGCCCAUUGGCCUGAAAAUACUCAUUGUAAGCUUGAAAAAUAAUCAUUUUUCUUUCCCACUGAUUGUUUUUUCUGCUCGUUAUAAGAAUCAAAUGAAAUAAUGUAUGUGAAAGCACCUUGUAACCUGUAACCUAUCAAUGUAAAAUGUUAAGGUGUAUUGUUAUUUCACUAAUUACUUCUUUGUUUAGAAUGGAAUUUCCUAUGCACUACUGUAGCUAGGAAAUGCUGAAAACAGCUGUGUUUUUUAAUUAAUCAGUAACUGUAAAAUUAAAGUAUCUUCAAGGGAUGAAACAA